Molecule: messenger RNA, 585 nt
Organism: Drosophila simulans
Lineage: Eukaryota; Metazoa; Arthropoda; Insecta; Diptera; Drosophilidae
Exons: 3
Coding region: 1-396 (131 amino acids)
Source: RefSeq, a predicted model, not a curated record
AUGUACUCCGUGGAACGCAAGUACCGAAACAGCAUCAACUGGGUGUGUUCCAAGAACAGCAACAGCGUGCUCCGCUGCCCGGCGAGGUGCGUCACAAAUCCGGAGAGUGGCAACGGCAUCAAGCUGAGCCACCGACGCCACAAUCAUCCGGCGGAUGCCUUUAAGCCCCACAAGCGCUGUCGAAAGCGUCCCGGCGAUCGCAACUCCAAAUUUUCGCCACCGUUGUGUUUGCCGACGGAACGGAGUUACGAUAAUCGAUGGCUACCGCUUCGUUAUCGGUACUACACAACUGCGUCGCACCUAUCUGAAGUGCGCCAACUUUCGCAGCAACUGCCGGGCCCGGGCCAUUCUGAAUACGGACACGAACAGAGUGCGGAUGAGGCACGACCGCCAUAAUCACACCCGUACGGAUGCUGUGAGCGGACGUAUCUCUAAGAAGUAGCAGAUAACUCGAAGUUAGCGCAGUAUGUGCGCUCCAACCGAGGAACCGAUCUCGUUUACCACGAGGGAAACACCUACACACCCAAUGAAAAGCUGAGGGAGGGACAAAAAAGUCGAGACUGGAAGUGCUCAAUGUACCAUAAG